Molecule: messenger RNA, 2408 nt
Organism: Arachis ipaensis
Lineage: Eukaryota; Viridiplantae; Streptophyta; Magnoliopsida; Fabales; Fabaceae
Source: RefSeq, a predicted model, not a curated record
UUAAAAAAAAAAAACGGGAAGUUUGAAAGGCUUCUUCCUUGGUUUUCUUCUGCGAACCGUGAUUCUGUCAUCCCUACCUUUACAUCCUUGUCUGGUGAGAGAUUUAAUCACAGACCCACAAAGCCCUUAGCCUCCACCCCAUCCCUCUUCUUAAAGCUAUGUCGCCGCUGCCGUCCUUUUGCCGUCAUUCUUUCUGCGUCAGUUUGAGGGGACGGUGAAUUUGGGUUUAAGUUGUGUUCUUCGUUAGCUUCGUUUGCCUGACAUAUUUUGCAAUAAUGUAAUGGUGGUCCGCAAUAUUAGUGACCAAUUUUAUUCUUUCGAUUUUCCUUCAUAACUUUCGUAGGAUACUUUGCAGGUAUAUCAUUUGAUAAUAUAUUGCAUUGUCCACCUGAGACAUGCAACCUAUUCCCAAUUGCAUUCUUACGAAAUCCAUUUUUAUUCUUUCCUUGGUUACAUCAUUUUCUAAGUAAACAAGGGUUCCAAUGAAAAGCUUGCCGAUAUUAAGUCUCGGUUGGCCAUCAUCGAGAAGAGGACAACCACGUUUGAUGGGUAUUUGCUCCAAAUUCUGGACUUGGCUCAACGGCAGCAUAACCGAAGCGGUAGCAUCGUCAUGGUUCCUAGGCUGUGUAUGCCCCCGCCGCAAGAGGACACCACAAAGACGAAGUCCUCCUCAGACGUCGUGCCCCAAUCAAGUAAUGUCACGAGUGUUUUUGGCCAACCUGAGGUCAAAAUCAUCAGACAACAAGGAGGCUCGUUCACCCAUCUGAGGCCACCCUCCGAGAAGGGCAAAAGCAUACAGCAAGGCCCAAAUGCAGAGGGGUCCCAUUUUGACUUCUUUGUACCUGACUCGCCGUAUGAGGAGGAUGACCUUCUCAUAGAUGAAACAAAAUCAACACCAAGAAAUAUCACAGGGGCCUCUCUCCUCAGUCAACAAAUGACUACCCAACAACACUAGGCUGUUGGGCUAUCAAAGGGAACUGGGCAGUGGCACGGCAGGAUAUCUCAAAUUCCUUCGUCCACUUAUGACAAGGACAUUUCGAGCCUCCCAGCGUGGUCUGACUUUGACAGCACAACUGAACUGUGUGGCCUAUUCACAUCGACUCCAGAUAUGACCAAACCUGCUAAGCUGCCGAAACUGGAGCGCAUUGAGAUGACAUGUUUAGGCAGGCCAGCAUCCUUAAUGACACACGACAUGCAGGUGCUGAUGCAGGAUUCUGUUACCCAAAGUUGUCUGAAGAGGACCGUCCUCAAGCAGGCCGCACGAGGCUGCGGGCGUGGCCGUCGCAACAACCGAGUUGAUCCCACUGAACCCAGAAUCCCAAAGACGUACGAAAUGGUGUUCAGGCCAUUUAACAAUAUGGGACUCUCGUUGCAGGAGUGCAAGUUAACGGCAUACAUUUUCGGCAAAGAACUUCCACUUGAGGAGAUCUUGUUUAAGUAUUCAUUCUUCGAUUUGCCUCGGGCUCUUUUCAUGUCACUGGCCCCCCCACAUACCCCAUGUCUUGAUGCACGCAAGAGCAAGACUCCCCGUGCCUGGUAUCUUCCAACUAACUUCGCAACGGAUGUCCUGCUUGACACCCCAGUUAGUGAGAUGGCCCAACAUUACCAGCCAAAGUGGAUGCAUGAGACAAACCAACUGGAACACGUCUAUGUGCCUGUUUGGGAGGCCAUCGAUAUGUGCUAUAUGCUGUUGUUGGAUGUCAAGGCUGCAAGAUUGUACGUUCUAGAUGUAAGCAGAAGUCCUGAGAGUAUUGUCCGUCGAGAGGCUAACAUGCAGCGCAUAUGCCAUGUCCUAGGGAAAAUCUUCUCAGUGGACAAGAACAUUGUCAACUUCAGACACACAAAUCCAGACCCUUUUAAUUGGGGAUCCUUCUAGUAUCCUGGAGCCAUAAAUGCAGUGGAUAGCAAUGAGACAUCUACGUGGCUAUUGUACUGGCUGCAGCAGGAUUGGGGAUUUUCUACUCAAAUUUUCUCUCCCAUGAUCCACCUGGAAGCUGUGAGAAUGCGGACUGCUACUAGCAUUGUUAGCUGUGAUGCAAAUGAACAUGCAUGCUUCAUACAUGUUAAAGCUGAGCUACUUUGGCAUGAUCUCAUGGAUUGCACCGAAUAGAGCUGUCUACUUUGAUCCCUCUCUAUUUUGAUAACCAUGUGACUUGUAAUUUUUGCCUUUUGGAUUUAUUGUGAAUAGAAAUGUCAAGUACCUUCUAUUACUCAAGAUUACGCUAAUGUUAGGGAUGUUAGGCUUCAGUUCUCGGUCGCUGUGAUGUGAGUAACUAGAUUGCCUCUAUUUUGGCUUUAGGAUUGUUACAACCAUGUGGUCUAUGUGAGCGCAUAUUCACGUUUGGCACAAAGCCGUAGAUGUCGCAUGUACUGCAGUGAAUUAUACGUGAAUAUGGCUUAAUUUAAAA